Molecule: messenger RNA, 4409 nt
Organism: Solea solea (common sole)
Lineage: Eukaryota; Metazoa; Chordata; Actinopteri; Pleuronectiformes; Soleidae
Gene: ptpn9a
Product: protein tyrosine phosphatase non-receptor type 9a
Exons: 13
Coding region: 567-2279 (570 amino acids)
Biological process (GO): protein dephosphorylation
Molecular function (GO): protein tyrosine phosphatase activity
Source: RefSeq, a predicted model, not a curated record
CUACCUCCCUCUCACAACAUAAAGGCAACAUUCAAAGCAACAAACUAGCAGCUCAUGGCAUGGAGGAGCCGUCGGGCAGCCGCAGCGAUCUGAUCCGUGCAAGCCUUGAUGGAUAAGCGGCAGAUCACGGUCCGAGCCCAGUGAUCAUCGAAGCCGAACUGAAAGCCUCGUUUCUCCGCUCGAGUGUUGUCCUCUCCCCCCCCCCCCCCCCCCCCCCCUCUUUUUUUUUUCUCUCUCUCUCCCGUCUCUUCUGAAAUCUGACUUUUACAUCAUCGCCUUUUUUUUCCACUCCACUUCUGGAUGGCAGACUCGGGCUAAUUUGCCUGCGUGUUACGCAGUCAAACAGUGACAAAAGGAAAAAAAAAAAGGACAGACAGAGAGGUUGAGCUCAUCCUGCAGCUCUUCAGAUGUCUUCUUAAACUUUGAGCGAGAGGGACACGAACCCUGAAGCCCCCGCUGCUUGCUCUACACGAGGGACCAAACACACGUCUCCGCUAUCUUCCACUUUGUGUGGGAAAAAAAAGGACGCGUCUCGGCGAAGAGGGAUCGUGGAAGUGACGGAAAUCAUGGCAGCUACUUUAUCAGCAGACGAGGAGCAGGCGACCAGGCAGUUUCUGGAGGAAAUCAACAAGUGGACUAGUCAGCAUGGAGUGUCACCGCUGUCCAGAGAGUUGGCCGUCAAGUUCCUCAUGGCUCGCAAAUUCGAUGUCCUCCGAGCCAUCGAGCUAUUCCACAGCUACAGGGAAACGCGUCUCAAAGAAGGAAUCGUCAGACUUCAGCCUCACGAGGAGCCGCUGCGCUCAGAGCUGCUCAGUGGAAAGUUUACUGUGUUGAGUGUGCGGGACCCUUCAGGAGCUUCCAUUGCCUUGUAUACAGCUAAACUUCACCACCCUAACAAGACAGGUAACCACGUGGUGCUUCAGGCCCUCUUCUACCUCCUGGAUCGGGCCGUGGAAAGCUUUGAGACCCAGAGGAAUGGCUUGGUGUUCAUCUAUGACAUGGCCGGCUCCAACUACACAAAUUUCGAGCUGGACCUGAGCAAGAAGAUCCUCAACUUACUCAAGGGGGCGUUCCCCGCCAGGCUGAAGAAAGUGCUGAUUGUCGGGGCACCUGUUUGGUUUCGAGUGCCCUACAAUCUGCUCAGUCUGCUGCUCAAAGAGAAACUCAGGGAGAGGGUUCAGAUGGUAAAAAUGGCAGAGCUGCGUCAACACCUCCCCAGAGACUGUCUCCCCCAGCACCUUGGCGGUCUGCUGCCUCUGGACGCGUACAGCUGGAACCAGCAGCUGCUGGCGGGCCAGAACGGCAGCGUGGACCCCGUGGAUGAGCUGGUGGCCAUUCCUUUGGAGGACACCUCCAUUCACAUCCCCGGGCCCGAGUCCAUGCGCCCGCAGGAGCUGCUGACACACCUCGGCAGGCUCCAGCGCUCGGGCAUCCAUCAGGAGUAUGACGAGCUCCGCAAAGAACUGCCACCUGGAACCUUCCACUGUGCACAAGCAGCCUGCAAUCAGGAAAGGAAUCGCUAUGGAGACGUGCUGUGCCUUGAUCAAACAAGAGUUCGUUUGAAACCCAGACGAAAUGAGAGAUCGGACUACAUCAAUGCAAGCUUCAUGGAUGGCUACAAGCAGAAGAAUGCAUACGUUGGUACUCAAGGACCACUGGAAAAGACCUAUGGGGAUUUCUGGAGAAUGGUCUGGGAGCAAAAUGUGCUCGUUAUUGUCAUGACUACCAGGACGGAUGAGGGCAGUCGGAGGAAAUGUGGACAGUAUUGGCCGUUGGAUGAAGGGGGACAAGAGGUGUACGGCCACAUGGCAGUGGUGAACCAAAGGGUGGACCACCACACCCACUACAACCACACAACCCUUGAACUGCACAACACUGAGACGUGUGAACAGAGACACGUGAGUCACUUCCAGUACCUCAGCUGGCCGGAUUAUGGCGUUCCCACCUCAGCUGUGACUCUCAUCGACUUCCUGGGAGCUGUGAAGAAACAACAGAGGAAAAUGGUGAAGGCUCUGGGACCUCAGUGGACGGGCCACCCACUGGGACCCCCAAUGGUGGUCCACUGCAGUGCAGGGAUUGGAAGAACAGGUACCUUCUGUGCCCUGGACAUCUGUCUGUCCCAGCUACAGGACGUGGGCUCACUUAAUGUGUGCCAGACCGUGCGGCGCAUGCGAACACAGCGAGCCUUCAGCAUUCAAACCCCAGACCAGUACUACUUCUGCUACAAUGCCAUCUUGGAGCACGCCCAGAGACAGGGUCUGCUCCCUGCCAAUCAGUGAGCCGCAGCGACCCCCCCCCCCCCCCAACCCCCCGACUCCCACAACCAACCCAUGAGCCCCGAGCUUUCUGUGGUCAACCUGUUAACCCCACGCCGUCUUAUGUGACCAAUUAGUGACUCCAGGAAAGAAGCUGUCAUAUGAAACUCAAGCCAUUCUUCACUGGCCAGACCAAGACAUGAUACCAACAAUAAAACGCUCUACUGCUGAAAUUGUGAUGUUUCACUGUGAUAACAUUCUGUCCGCCAACAAUGUGACAUUUUGUUUUUGCUGAACAUUUCUCAGAAAAUGAUGUGGCAGAGUGAACACACUGCUCCAGUGCCGAUGUUUGGCCUGUGGUCAGGGACACUGUGUGAAAUGAUCGAGGUAAUGCUCAUUAGCCUUAAGUUUAUAUAUUCCCCACUCUUUUAGGUAUUGUUUAGGGACCUUUUGUGUAAAGGUGUAGUACACCCCCAAAAUAAAAAAAAGUCAGUAAUGUCAGUAACCCUCUGUCCCACGUCAUUUAAAGCUCCACUGAUGUUUUUAUGAGUGCAGAACAAGAAGUUGGCGUCAACAUGGCCGUGUCACAACUGCUGUAGAAAGUUUUUGUUGCUCAAUUUCCCAUCUGCACAAGUACUUUUUGUACAAAAAUAAUGUUAUGGAGAGGGUUUUAGUUCAGUGCAAAGUCCAAUUAUCCAUAACUGAAAUACUCUUUCAAAAAGCUACAGAAGGAGAGUUUUUCCUGUCUCCAGUAAACGUUGCCUUCACUGCAGGGGGAUUUUUUGUUUAGCAGAUGGUCUCGUGGAUGGUACGAACUUGUUCUGCGUCUGUCAUUCUGAACACGAGGAGGUGAAACUACCCGAGGUGUCACUAGAUGACAGUACGGAGGCCUGAAGAACAUCCAAAAAUGACCAGACUUACAGUAUACACUCCCCCAAAAAUGGCUGUUAUGUCCUGUCUGUGAUCACUCAUUAAACUGCUGUCCAUGUGAUUCCCUCUUCAGGGUUUUGUUUUGUUGUUUCCCCCCAGUAUAUCCACUGAAACACAGAUCCCUGCCCUCUCACUGAAACCUGGAGACUUUGUGAUUGGCAGCACAGACAGUGACCAGUGUCUUUGGUUCGCAUUGCCGUCAGGUUUUAGUGAGAGUAGGAAUGUAUUACUCAACCACACCUGCCAUACGUACACACAUACACCCUUGUUUAGAGCAUUUCAUGCUGCAGUGUCAAAAGCCAUUGACGCAUAAAUCUGUAUAAGUCAUCACUUACGACCUCAUGAAUAGUGCAAUACUUUUCUUUCUUUCUUUCUUUUUUUUUACACAAGUCAUGUUUUAGCACUUUUAAGUAACUAUUCCCAGUGUGCUCGGAGAUGAGUCAUUACAGUGGCUGUUUAGGAUGGGAUGACAAAUCUUAAUAGUAAUCCUCUAGGUCUGCAUGUGUUGCUGGGAUAACUUGAUUGUUGUUAAAUUUAGCAAUGCUUAAAAAUAUUUGGUAACACACCUUUUUCUUUGGACUCACUGUAAACGUCUGCAUAAAGCUUCAUUAAGACAGAUCAAGAGGAUUUUACAGGGAAAACCAAAAUGAAUGACUAAUAGCUGAAAAAGCAUGCACAAAUGUGUGCCUAUACACCCUACAAAGUCCUUCUUGUGCACUUGAGAGUCAGAAAUUUAGUCAGUUAUAUUUACAAUAUUAUUAUUAUUAUUAUUAUUAUUAUUAUUAUUGUUAUUGUGUUACUUUAAGUUCAUCUGACUGUGGUGGUAAUCUGUGCUUUCAUCUGGUCCCAGUGUCUUGCCAUGAUUAUCGAGUAAGUGUACAAGUACUGAGUGUUUGUGAGUGUGUAUCAUAUUUUGCAUUAUGUUGUUGCCGGGUGAAAAAUGUGUUCUUUGCUACAGAAUUCAUAUUGAAUUUUGCUUGUAGUGAAGCGAUUCUUAAGUCUGCCGUCUGAUUUUUAGAAUUCUGUUUCCUUUCUGUGACAGAUGCAAAAUGUGCCCCCGUUUUAUUUUUCUAUUGUAUUCAACAACCGUUUUCAUACAAUUACCCAGGAUUAUACAGUUAUCUACUUUAAUUUUAUAUUUGUUCUGUUAUAACCUAUGACUUUAUCAUUUGUAUGAAUAUUAAAUCAAGCUAUACUGUAAUAAAUACAAACCAUGUCAAUGUG